AUGGCUGCUCCGAUCGACGAGAUCACGGCCCUGAACCCGGUCUCCUCAGCCGGCCAAAUUCCCCUCGAACAACCCCCAAAACUUAAGGGCCGCCAGAAACUCCUCCAGAAUCUGCAGCGAAUGUCGUCUAGUCCAUCCUUGACCCGCCGCGGGCGAUCUGCAUCCGCUGGUUAUCGGCGGGACCAUAAGGCUUCCUUAUCGUGUGUCUCGUUAUCGUCCACAUACUCGCCCUGUCUGGGAAACGGCAGCUCAUCACAGUUCUAUGGCUUAAACCGCCCUGCUACCCCAGGAUACUCCGUCUCACCGGGCCCAGAUGCCCACAUUAACUCUCGGAUCCGUGUCGUGGGGACCGAGUCUCCUGCUGCUGGCCAGCUGCGGACGGUGCCGUUGCCAGUAGAUCUGCGACCGGGGUCCCGCAGUUCCCCACGCCUCACGAUGGAAGAGGGCGAUGCGCUCGAAACAGCCCUCGAGCUGUCCGAGCCCCAGGUCAGCCGUGCGCGGGAUUUCUGGGGCGAAAUGCCUGCUGAAUUGAAAACGGAGAUCUUUCGCUAUUUGACGCCGCUGGAGAUCGUGCGCUGCUCGGCUGUGUCCAAGCAGUGGAACGCGAUGUGUUUUGAUGGGCAAUUGUGGUCGAAGGUCGAUGCUACUGAGUACUAUCAGAAGAUCCCUAGCGAUGUCCUCGUUAAGCUUAUCACCUCGGGCGGCCCUUUUGUAAGGGACCUUAACCUUAGAGGAUGUAUGCAGCUGGAUGAGAGGUGGUCUUCUGAUCGGGAUCGCAUCACGGAUCUGUGUCGCAAUGUCGUCAAUUUCUCCUUAGAGGGCUGCAAGAUUGACUCGGUUUCGAUGAAUUAUUUUCUUAUUCGCAAUCCUCGCUUGGAAUAUGUCAAUCUUUCCGGCUUGGGGAGUGUGACGAACAAGUCUUUGAAGACCAUCGCGAAGUCUUGUCACCAGCUUCAGGUCCUAAACAUCUCGUGGUGUGCUAAUGUUGACUCCAAGGGUCUCAUACGAAUCAUCCAAUCAUGCACCAAGCUCAGGGAUCUUCGUGCUAGUGAGGUUCAAGCUUUUGAAGACCCAGAACUCGCUUUGGAACUGUUCGAGCGUAAUACGCUAGAGCGUCUGGUGAUUAGCCGCACUAACCUAACAGAAGACUGCCUCAAGAUCUUGAUGCAUGGCGUUGACCCGGAAUUCGAUGUCUUAACAGACCGCCCGAUUGUUCCACCUCGGCGUCUCCGCCAUCUGGAUAUCCACCACUGCGUUCUCAUGACUGACAAAGGUCUAGAGAGCCUCGCGCACAAUGUUCCCGACUUGGAAGGGCUCCAGGUCUCGCAGUGCCCGGAGCUCUCGGACGAUUCUAUCAUUGAAGUCGUUCGCACAACUCCUCUUCUUUCCCACUUGGAGCUGGAAGACCUAGAGAACAUCACAAACGCCGCUCUUGUCGAAUUAGCGAAUUCUCCAUGCGCGAAUUCCCUUGAGCACCUAAAUAUAAGUUACUGCGAAGCACUCAGUGACACGGGCAUGUUGCAAGUGAUGAAAAAUUGCCCAAAAUUGCGCUCUGUUGAGAUGGACAACACCCGUGUCUCAGACCUCACCUUGAUGGAAGCAAGCUUCCGUGUGCGCAAGCGGGGAUACGGUGAAAAGCAUCCCCAGGUGGGCCUCCGGCUAGUGAUUUUCGACUGCGCAAACGUGACCUGGGCCGGCGUCAAAGAAGUCCUCUCCAGCAACGCCUACAUCCCUCGUGCUCGUAAGCCUGUCUCAGCCGUCGUGACGGUGACUCAGACAUCGGACGCUGGUUCGUCCCCAAUGACUACGACUUAUGUCACCCCCGCCUCGACUCCAUCCCCUGCACCCACGUAUCCAAACGAGAUCAUUCAGCUCAAGUGUUUCUACGGAUGGCAGAUGACGGUUGAUGAGCACACUAAACGGGUCCUUCGUGGAGAUCUCGCCGCUGCUAGCCGACUAGAUCGCAAAUGGGCGGAUUAUAUGAUGGCGACCGAAGAGGCCGGUGCCGCCGGCGCUGGCGCGCGACGUAGACGGCGACGGGCUCGCGAUGCAGAGCGUCUGUAUAACGCCGAUGAUGCCGAUGAUGAUACGCUAGGCGUUGGGAGCGGUGCUCCCAUCGGCCGACGCCGUCGCGCUCAAAGCGGUGGAUGCUCUCUGAUGUGA
Molecule: messenger RNA, 2163 nt
Organism: Penicillium chermesinum
Lineage: Eukaryota; Fungi; Ascomycota; Eurotiomycetes; Eurotiales; Aspergillaceae
Product: F-box domain protein
Exons: 1
Coding region: 1-2163 (720 amino acids)
Biological process (GO): SCF-dependent proteasomal ubiquitin-dependent protein catabolic process
Cellular component (GO): SCF ubiquitin ligase complex
Molecular function (GO): protein binding
Source: RefSeq, a predicted model, not a curated record